Molecule: messenger RNA, 1051 nt
Organism: Lycium ferocissimum
Lineage: Eukaryota; Viridiplantae; Streptophyta; Magnoliopsida; Solanales; Solanaceae
Product: major pollen allergen Lig v 1-like
Exons: 2
Coding region: 197-751 (184 amino acids)
Source: RefSeq, a predicted model, not a curated record
GUACUCUCUAAUUUUGAUUCAUAACCUGCUAGAGUAGGCACUUUCUAUUCUGCAUUCGAAAUAAACAAGUGUCAGAUCGAGAAUAUCUACCUUAUUAUCCAAAAGGGAAUCGGGUAAAGCAAACUCUAUCCUAGGAGGAGCACGGAUUUAGUCAAGAAAUAACGAAAAGCCAAAAAAGGAGAAAAAAAAUUUUAAAAUGGAAAAAUCAGUUGGAAUCCUCAUUGCUAGUACUAUUUGCUUGUUCUUCCUGUUAGGGAUUACACAAGCCUCUAAAGAAUCAAAAAAACCUCAUUUUUUUGUAGAAGGAAUUGUCUAUUGUGAUCCUUGUCGUUCGAUAUUCAAAACCAACCUUAGUGUACCCUUAGAAGCUGCUGGUGUACGGGUUCGUUGCACAGAUCCUAAAACUCAUAAGGUCACCUUCGAUAUGCCCAGUGUAACCAACUCUACCGGAUUUUAUAGCGUACGAGUAGAAGGAGAUCACAAGAAUGCUAUAUGCAGUGUCCUAUUGAUGGAAAGUCCCGUGGAAAAUUGCAAUGAGACUCCAUGUGGAAAGCUUGACUAUGAAACAUUCAAUGUUACUCUCCCUAGCAACAAAAACAACGAUAACAAUAACGGAAAUAUACGUAGAGUUAAUGAUUUCUAUUUUUUUGCCAAAGAAGCCUCACCAAAGUGUAAACGAGAAUUCGAAAAUAUGCAAGAUAUACCUAAACUUAAACACAUGAUCAGGUGUGGACCAUUCACGUACAUGUAAUCUGCCAAAUUAAAAAGAUUAAAACUGCUCAAGAGUUUAUUUAAUGGACUAUAUAUUUUAAACAUAUCACCAAACAUAAGGGACUAUUUUGUCGUUUUGUCUCAUUAUUUACAUUUAAUUUUCUCAUUUUUAUGUUGUUUAAUUUGUAUUAAUUUUGACAUUGGUAUUGGGGCUUAAGGGCUUUGUAAAGUUUAUUCAUUUAGAGCUUAAUUUGUAGCAUAGCUUUUCAAUCGAUGUAUUAUUUCGAUUGUAUGUAAUGUGUUUUUCUCAGAAGAAGUUUUGGUUGCCUUACCUGUAUAA